This is a messenger RNA of Anisakis simplex (herring worm), 198 nucleotides long. The record is from the annotation of a GenBank genome assembly. NCBI's taxonomy places the organism in Eukaryota, Metazoa, Nematoda, Chromadorea, Rhabditida, Anisakidae.
AUGGACGAGCAAUCAUUCGAUCUGGCGAGUGAUAAUGACAGCGAAUAUGAAGACUAUCAAACCGAAGCAACAACACAACAGUUACCACCUCUUGUAACAUUUGCGACCAGUGGACUUCACUCAGACAAAAAACGUUCGUUCAUUUCUGCAAUUCUGGAUGUUGAAAAGUCGACUGAAACAUGUCUACAUGUUUUUUGA